UUAGAUUUUCUUCUCUACACAGGAAAACCCAGUUGUAAACAACUGCUAUAGUGCGAUAUCCAGUAAUACGUGGAUACAGCCCUCCUGUUCCUACAGCAAUUACUCCGUUUUUUAAAAAGUCUUCAGGCGGCAUGGCAGGGAAAUGGUGUCCAUAAGGGGCUGAUGCCAGGGAAGUUGUGAAUGCUUCUACAUUUGCAGUGAAUUUGCAGUGUAGAAUGCUUCGACAUUUUUAUCAUAGAAAACCCUUGCCAUGUGGAAGCAGCCUUGACUGCAAUGAAUGUUUCAUUCUUAUUGCAAUUAGCAUGCAAGAAAAUAUUGUUGCAUGUUAAAUGUAUUAUUGAAUGUAUUAUUUUGAAUACUCACAGCAAGAAUCUUAUGCUGUUACUGUUUGUGUGUUUAAUGUCAUUAGUGAUUAUGACUUCUAUCGUCUUUGGAGAUAGGAGGUUGUUUUUGGCUUGUUAGUUCUUCUUAAGCUGUGUUCUUAUUUUUAUAUUUUAUACUGUUUUAGCUUUAUCAUAACCUGCCCUGAGGAUUCCGUUUCAGAAGGCAAGACAUAUAUGCUAAUGCUAAUAAUGAUGAUAAUUUGCCUGGAUGUGGUGAUGAGCAUGGCGAACAGUGAGGCUUGGAGGCGCUAAGUGCCCUAAUUUAGCAUGCCUUUCACACAUAAAACAAUUAAGCUGUAAAUAGCCACGGGUAGUUAUAUAGUUGAUCCCGAAUAGUCAAAUACUGGCGUAAGCUCUUCCAUAUUGUACCACAUUUGUCCAGAGGUGUGAUCUUGGUUGUCAUAUGGCAGGGCAUGUCCUGAGCUCCCAGACUGUAACGAGACGGCAUCGAAAGAAGAAAGGCACUUUGUUAAAGGCUCCUGCCAACCUGUCACAGGAAGAAGUUGAGACUGAACAGCAGAAGUGCUUUGAGGCCUUCAUCGACCAACUGGGAGCUGACAGCAUCUUUGAAGAUCAGUCAGAAAUCUGGACCAUUUGGAUGCAGCUCCAGCAAGAUGAAUCUCAUCUGCUAGGGAACCUAAAGGAAUUGUUGGCUAAGAUGACGCAUUUGAUCAAGGAAGCUAAGCAUGCAAAAAAGAAGUUACAGCUAAUGCUCAACAUGCGUGUUGCUGAUCACAACAAGGAGGUGCAGCAGCUGUAUGAGGAAAUGGAACAGCAAAUAGAGAGGGAGAAAAAGAAGCUGCAGCGAGAGACUGAAAUCAGAAGCCAGAUCUACAGUGUGGAGAUGCAGAAAGUAUUGGAUGUCAGGGAGAGGGAAAUACUUCAUUUCCUAGGUGUUCAGAAGCAGCUGGAGACAGAAUUUUUCAGCCUCCAAGAAAAGCAGUAUAAGGCAAGUACUAAAAACCAACAGCUCAAACAAGCCAACAUUGCCCUGAAAAACCAGCUACAAAAAGCCUUCCACCAGCUUCAAGAAACUCAAAGACAUUUGGAUGUCAUGAAAAAGAAAGUAUCACAGAUGCUCAAAGAAGGUGGCAGGGAUGGACUACUGGAGGAAGUCUCCAGCAAGACACCUCCAACUCCACAGGAUGAAAAUGAGAUGGUCACCUCUGAACUGAAGAUGAACUUUGAAUAUAGGUUGAAUGAGGAUACACAGGACAGUUCUGUUCAACAAGCACCAGAGGACGAUGCAUCAACUACCAAAGCUGAGUCAGAGCCCAGAACAAGGGUGAUUUCCAUUGAAUGGGAUCCUUUGGCGGAGUUUACUGAAGAACAACAGCAUUUUUUACAGGAGCCUUUAGGUCAAAGUUCUUUGCUUAGAGAACUGAAUGAUGCGAUAGCAGGCCUGAGCAAGGUGCCUGAAUCACACCAGCAACAGAUGCAUGAUCUUGGUUUGCAAGGACAAGAAUCUUCAAAUCAAAUAAGUCAAGGCGAAAGUAAUAAGUACUAUAUCAUUCAGGAAAAAAUAGCACAAUACGAAGCUCUCUUCAGGAAUGAUGGUCCAGGGAAGAGAACGUUUGAAACUGACCAGGGUGCAUUACAGCAAGAGAGUCUUCUGAAAGGACAGAGUUAUGUGCAAGAUAACAUUUUGGAGAUGAAAAAAACUAACAAUUUUGAGCCACAAAUGGACUUUAAAGCUCUAGUAUCAAUGCAGAGAGGGAUUUCCCCCCCUGAAGUUCGUUCUCAUUGUCAUUCCAAGUUGACAUCACAAGUCAGUAACCCCCCAAACAGCCCAGUACUGAAGGACAUUCUCUCUUUAGGACAGGUAACCCAACCCAAACUUCAUAAAAAAGUUUUAAAGAUGAGAGAGAGAAUUCAGACUCAGUGGCCUUCUAUUGAUUAUGAACAGAGACUGGUAAAGAAAAACUCUAUGGAAAGAAAAACAGGCAAAGAGAUACUAUCAAUAAAAGGUAUGCUACCGGUUUGUUUUCCUCCAAGGACAGUUCAACCCAAGUUGCAUGUAGAACAUGGGGCAGAAACAUCACUUGUGCACAACAGCCAAAUGGAGAAUGUAUCCAAAAGUGAGAUGCAGAUUCAAACCCCUGAGGAGAGAGAAGAACUUUUAGCAGAAGAGAGAAGAGAAGGACUGGCUGAUAUGUUUGAGUGUGAGAAGAAUCAAGAGGCUGGGACAGAAAUGGUUAAGGAAACAAAUGUCAAGAUAGAUGAUCAGGACUGCCAAGUGAAUGCUGGAACAAAAGAAACUCCAAAAGGCACUAAUAAAGAUGUCUGCUCUUGUCCAGAGCAUCUGUAUAAUGUGCUCUUUGUAGGAGAUUCUAAUGUUGGCAAAACAUCCUUUUUGUGCCGUUUACAUGAUGAUUCCUUUACAGCAAAUCUGACUGCUACCAUAGGAAUGGACUAUCGGAUCACAAAUCUCUUUGUGGAUAAUAAAUGUUUUGCUUUACGUCUAUGGGACACAGCUGGCCAGGAAAGGUACCACAGUGUCACUAAGCAGUUUUUCCGAAAGGCUGAUGGUGUGGUGCUGAUGUAUGACAUCACCUCAGAACAUAGUUUUGCAGAUGUGCAGUACUGGCUAAGUUGUAUCCAGGAAGGAGCUGGAAACGGUGUUGUUAUUCUUCUCCUUGGUAACAAAACAGACCACACUGCAUACAGAAGAGUAUCUGUUGAGGAUGGUUCCUGCUUGGCCAAGGAGUAUGGACUCUCAUUUUAUGAAUGCAGUGCUGCCUCAGGUCACAAUGUACUUGAAUCCAUGGUCAAGUUCGUCAGGUUGCUGAAAGCUCAUGAAGACAAAUUAAAACAGGAGAUUCUGGAGUUACCUGCCAUACCUACAAAAAAAAGAGGGUGCUGCUGAUGACCAAUGGAAGAUGAACAUGAAGUAAGAGCAAAAAGGUUUUUAAAAACAGAUCCUGAUGCCAGCUGUGCUUUUUAAAAUAUCCUCUGGAUUCUUUUGCUGAACCCAAUUUAUGUAGCCAGGAAAGUUUGCUGCAGAAUUAAGUCACAUGACCAAUUUUCACACAGUGGCGUCUGACGUCAUACCACAGGUAUCAUACCUUGAUAUCACAGUUCAUUAUUCUGUACAUACCUUGAACUACAAGUUGGAAAAAGAAUGGCUCAAAUAUUUUGAUGCUUCAGGCAGAACAUUCAAAUAGUUCCCUUCUCUGGUGGUAAAAAUAUAAUAAUAAAUUGAUAAUAUGCUCCUUUUAAUGGUACACCUUAAUCUGCUGAAUGAUGCAGGUUGCAUCACUCUGUUUGAUGGCAGGGCUGAUCCUGUAUUAAUAAAACUAUUAAAUGCAUAAUAACUGUAGGGAAAAAAAGCUGGGAAAACCCUCUUCUUGAGGGUUCACAGACUGCUUCUACCAGUUCUUCCUACACUUUUCUUGUUAUCCUCGUCUUUCCAGGAUCCCUCAGUCCCAGAAUAUUGGGGAAGGGAAGCCGGGCUUCUUUAAUGUGCCCACUAUCGCAAAUGCAUGUUAGGGCCCUUUUGUUUUAUUGAACUACUGAGGGAUUUAUCUAUGCAUGGUUUGGAAGACAAUAUUCAACUUUCUCCAGAGUUCUUCCUAUUAUUGUGGAUAGAUUUAUGGAGCCUCCCUAAUUUCAACGGCAUUGUGAAGAAAAUCUGAAUGUUUGUGGCACAUUUUUUAUAUUUACUAUGCAUGUUGCAAUAUCAUCAGUUGGUAUC
Molecule: messenger RNA, 4077 nt
Organism: Eublepharis macularius
Lineage: Eukaryota; Metazoa; Chordata; Lepidosauria; Squamata; Eublepharidae
Gene: RAB44
Product: RAB44, member RAS oncogene family
Exons: 13
Coding region: 787-3249 (820 amino acids)
Molecular function (GO): GTP binding; GTPase activity
Source: RefSeq, a predicted model, not a curated record